UCCGCCGCUCCGUACACGUCGCUCCGACAGAGAGGAAAAACAAGCGAGGAUCGCGCGUCGCGCCGAGGCUGCUGUGUGUUUACCGUCGGCCGCGUUUGUUUACGAGUGAGCGUGUUUCCGCACCGUUCCCGCACCGCACCCGCGGUGCCAAACACCCCCUCGCUCCGCGCCUGGAAUGAUGCCUGCCUGCCCCUGCGCCGCCGGGUUCCAUUGUUGCUGCCAGUGCUGCUUCCGCAACCGACGCCGACGCAUCGACAGGCGACCCUAGCCUACCGCCGCCAUUUUCGGGAGGUCGCCCAGUUGUGCCGCAACAGCCCGCCUCCCUCCGUAGCACGCACUUCCGCUGCCUCCCCCACCCUCCAGCCCCCUACCCUGCCUGAGCGUGCGCGACGCCUGACGUCCCGAGGCGCCGCCCGUUGCCGCCGUCGCUGGCUGUCCAUUGCCGACCGCUUGCUGCCAGCGCCUACGCGAAGACAACAGGUGGUCGGAGAGAGACACUGGGACACCGCACCCUAGGCUUACCGCCUUCCUCCUCUGCAUUCCUGACGGCCUGGACUGAGUUGGUUGUGUGGACUUCUUGCGGUUCCAGUUCCGACCACGGCCCUAUCCGGCUGAUUCGACAAUCGCGCCAACAAUCGGACUAUAGCGAGGACCGCUGUUUCGUGCCCAGCUGCGUACAAAUAAAAGGUCGCAGCCCAAUUCCACACCCUUCAUCAGGAACCAGGGAAGUGAUAGAACUGUUCGAAUGAAGAACAUUAGGAGCUUCUUCAACAGUUGCUGCCGGUCUUACGUUAGUGACUGAGUGGCAUCUACAGUAGAUAGUGAUUACCCGGCAACUGGACUGGACUCGACGUGAAAGACUGUGUUUCUUUUUAUACGAGCAUUAUUUUUUUAUACGAACAGUUUGGUGUAGUUUCGCAAAUUACAUUCUGUUUUGUGCACACUUUUUUUAUAUAAUAUAGGAGUUAGUUAUCACCGCUGUAACAUAUUUCGUGGGAAAAUUGCUUUAAUAGGAAGGUUGGUGCAGUGUAGAACAUAUCGAAAGGUUUCAAGCUUUAAUAUAGUAGGCAGUAGGUAAGCGUCUUUGUGAUAAAAUCGUCUGAGGUUAUUGGUCCUAGCGAGCGCAGGGAAACUACGCAAAGAAGUUAGUCGCCUGCGUAGUUUGAGUCCGUGGUGCGUGACAAGGUGGCGGCAAAGCGAGGUGCCGGCAUGUACAACCUGAACGUGAACGUGAACCUGACGCCCGGCGGCGUCGGGGGCGGGCCCGGCGGCCUGCUGGGGGUGGAGGGCGCGUGCACCACCCCCAAGACGCCCGAGAUCCUCAACUCGCUGAUCGCCAUGUCCAACCCGUUCGACGGCUACCCCACGGCGGCCGGCGGCGGCGCCGGCGGGGGCGGGCCGCGCAUCGCCUCCGUGCCCCCGGGCCACAGCAGCCUCGGUGACGGCGGCUGCGCCAGCGGCGGCGGAUCUGCGUCGCGGUCGCCUCUGUCCAGCCCCACAGGCACCCCGCCGUCGGUGCAGCACAUGUGCUCGCAGCUCAUCAAGGACAGCCUCAAGAUGACCAUCCAGAAGAAGCGGGAGGCGACCGGCUCGGCGCUGCUCGACGACGGCGCGUACGGCCCGGAGCGGGGGCCCAAGGCGGCCAAGCGCGACGGCGACGACGAGCUGACGCCCGAAGACGAAGAAAGGCGAAGAAGGCGAAGAGAACGAAACAAAAUCGCUGCGACGAAGUGUAGGCUGAAGAAGAGGGAGAGGACCGUGAAUCUAGUACAGGAGUCCGAAAUUCUGGAGACGCAGAACCACGACCUGAAGAGCCAGAUUCAAGACCUGGAGGCGCAGCGGCGCCGGCUGAUCGACAUGCUGUCCAUGCACACGCCCACCUGCCUCAAGAACUCGGGGGGUGCUCCGCCGACGGCUGGCUCAACAGGUACACAGUCCGGGGACAACUUUGGCACAAAUGGCGACUCUCUGCCGCAGACCUACGAAGCGUUCAUUGCGAGUAGCACCUACCACCAGCACCACCACCACCACCACCACAACCACCAUGCCCAACAGCACCACCAGCACCAACCGGAGCAGCAGUACCCAUCAUCGUGCAACUAUAGCAGUGGCUAUCCCUCACCGGGGGCCGGUAUUGAUGGUGGCUGCAUGGCUUAACGGGACCCUGAGCUCCGUAUGAGAAUCGAGGACCGUGGUAACCUUAAUCUGUUGUAGAACUUGGAUUUAAGAUGUACACUAUAAAAAAUUGCUUCAGUGCUGGUGUCUACAAAGUACAUAAAACCUAUUUGUAAAAUAUCUGGCUUUAGUUCCAUAUGACAAAUUGUUCAGUGCAUUCAGCAAACAAUGUAAACAACAGUUUGGGAUACAUCCUGAAUUAUAAAGUCAUGUGUACCUCUCAUGCUUCCAAAAUAGUCAUGUUCCACUGUUUUCAUUUAUUUUAUCUUCAUGUAUGAUUCUAAAAUACGCAAAGUAGAAUAAAAUUUGAACUAUAUCCAUAAUUUCUCAAAGUAUGUUAAUGCUGCCUUAAUUGUCUGAAGAACCCAGGUAUUCUAAAUAUCCUACAAGAAAGAGUCAAUACAUCAAAGUGCCUUACCAGAUUAUAAUUUUACCAUUUUUGCAGAGCAAGCACAUAAUUGCUAUCAGUGUCUAAAAAUUUGUGAGAAAAAUUCAGAAAUUUCUGCUUUUAAGAUUUCAGGAAAAAGUAAUCACCAAGGUUCCAUAAAGAAUCGUCCAUGUACACAGAACAACAGAAAUGUCAGUUUUCAAACUGCACUGUGGCAGAAGUGAGUAAGUACUAAUAUGGCUUAUUAGAGAACAAUGUGUUAUCAAGGACAUUAAAAACUAAACUUGUCCAUGAUUUUCAAAAUAUUAACUCACAACAUUUUUGUACCUUUUAUAUAACAUUUGACACUUGUGAUAAUCUAAUUGCUGUAACUGGAAUGUGUGUGUGUGUGUGAUAAUCUAAUUGCUGCAACUGGAAUGUGUGUGUGUGUGUGUGUGUGUGUGUGUGUGUGUGUGUGUGUGUAAAGCACUAUGAUAUUUUGUGAGUCAAUUGUAAGAAUAUCACCAAAGCUGACCAUAUGAGAAUUUGAGGUUUAGAAAUGU
Molecule: messenger RNA, 3105 nt
Organism: Schistocerca cancellata (South American locust)
Lineage: Eukaryota; Metazoa; Arthropoda; Insecta; Orthoptera; Acrididae
Gene: Atf3
Product: activating transcription factor 3
Exons: 7
Coding region: 1210-2157 (315 amino acids)
Biological process (GO): regulation of transcription by RNA polymerase II
Cellular component (GO): nucleus
Molecular function (GO): RNA polymerase II cis-regulatory region sequence-specific DNA binding; DNA-binding transcription factor activity, RNA polymerase II-specific
Source: RefSeq, a predicted model, not a curated record